UGUGCUGCCCCGAAAUCAUGGUCUUGUAAUACUCCUCUUGCGAAGUCUUCACACGCGAAGAAGACACUGUGGCUAUAAAAGCCUAAUCUAUGAGUCGAGGAAGACAUAUUGGAUUAUCGGAGUACGGAGCACCUGCAAACAUAUCACGAGGACAUGUGUUACAUGCAAAAGGUUAAGAAAGAGACCAGCAGAUCAACUGAUAGGACAGAUCCCGAUGUCUCGUGUCGUAGUACAGAGUCCUGCGUUCUACUGCACUGGAAUAGACAUGUUUGGACCUAUCCAGAUAAGACUAAACAGGAAGACCCUUAAAGAGGCACAAGCAGUCAUAUUUGUUUGCAUUACAACCAGAGCAGUCCACCUAGAAUUGGUCACAGACCGAAGUACGGACACCUUCUUGAUGGCCUUUCGACGAUUUGCGUGCACAAGAGGUCAUCCAGCCUUAUGCUUUUCUGAUUGCGGUACCAAUUUCAAGGGAGCUGAACCCUACAUAUCUGAGGUGACUAAAAACUGGGACAAGAAAAAGAUCAAGAAAGAGUUGGCCGAGGAAUUCAGCUGCAAUUUCGAAGGGGAAUGGAAUGUACUCAAGGCCAGUCAUAUGAAUGGAGUCACAGAAAGUCUCAUAAAAUCGGUUCGACAAGCCUUAGACGCAACUUGCAGAAAUCCCAUAUACUCUGAAGAGCAAUGGAGAACUAUCCUGACCGAAAUUAGCUAUACAGUCAACAGUAGACCACUCUACCCGUCAUCGGACGCUAUAUGGGAAAACCCACCAAUCACGCCCAAUGAUCUACUGAUAGGACCUCACGUCGGGGUUCCGGUACCCAUACAAGAAGACAAAGUCAACCCAAGACAUCUCCACAAAUCGACACAGCAAAGAAUACAUCAUUUCUGGACAGCUUGGAUGAAAUACUUCGCACCUACUCUACUUAGAAGAGACAAGUGGUACAGACCAAGAGAUAAUCUGAAAUCAGGUGACCUUGUACUCGAGGUAGACUCCUGCCCCAGAAGAAAGUGGAAGAUGGCCCUGGUAGAAGAAGUAUUUCCAGGAAAAGACGGGAAAGUCAGAAAGGCAAAAAUCAAGACCCAGACGAGCAGUUUCGAGCGACCAAUUCAUAAGCUGUGUUUAAUCGCGACGAAAGAGGAACUCUCAAGUAAUGUUAAGUAAAUAACAAUAACGAUUAAAUGUGAAGAUAAGAAAGAAGAUAUACAUCUCGUGUUACGAUAUGAAUCUCCACACCCAGGAGGAGUGUUUCGCACGCCUUAAAUUGUAUAGUGGGGAAAAAGGAAAAAAACAACAAAAAACGAAAUGUAUUCAUGAGAGCAUUGAGUUAUUUUACAGUCGCCACCUGAUUGGUUAAGUAGCAUUCAAAGAUGGAAUUAGCAUAACCGCGUGUUAGUUCAAAGACGUUAUGUAGUCAGUAAAAAUGAUCAAGAGCAUCCGGAGCGAAAUAUACUAAGAUUUUGACUAGCAAAUAGUUACUAGUACAAAAUAAAAACUUGCUCCGGCA
Molecule: messenger RNA, 1505 nt
Organism: Nematostella vectensis (starlet sea anemone)
Lineage: Eukaryota; Metazoa; Cnidaria; Anthozoa; Actiniaria; Edwardsiidae
Exons: 2
Coding region: 215-1162 (315 amino acids)
Molecular function (GO): nucleic acid binding
Source: RefSeq, a predicted model, not a curated record